AUGGGGCUUUUCAAGCGACUUGGAUUCUCCGGGCGUGCCUCCACGUCCAAUGAUGAUGUCCCACCACAACAAACGCAACGAAAAAAAUCAAUAAUAUCUCUUAUUCCUUUAAGUGAAGUGACGGAGGCAUCGUUAAAGGUUUUUCGACAACUUCCAGCUACAAUCCGUCAUGACCCCUCGAUGGUUUCCUUCCAGCAAGAAAAUGAACGAUGGAAAGCUGAGCAUGGCGAUGUGUAUGUCGAUGGAGCACGCAAUAGUGCAGAACCAGUAGAGCCUCGUCGUAUUGUUACUAAAAAGGCAGAUGAUGUUGAUAAAAUUGAAGAUUUAGAAGAUUCUGACUCGGAUAAUGGAGAAUUCAUAACAAUUAAAGUGACCAAUAGUGAAGGCAAAACGGAAUCUCAGGAAGUUGAUCACAUUAAAGAGCACUUCAAGCCUAAAGAAGAACCAAAAGAAGUCAAAGAUGCCAAAGAUCGUAUCCAUUUUCAACCAGCAGCUCCAAGACAAGAUACUCCACCAAAGGAUCAAGAACAACACGAAGACGCUCAACAUCCGUUCCAUAAAUAUGGCAAGACAGGCUUAUUGAUUGUCGUAUGGUUAUUAAUGGUCUUCUUUUUGACACGAACGCCUGAAAAGAAAAUUGAGAAAAGGCAACUAUCGAUUCCAAUUGACGAUGCAAGAAUUUACAAUUUCCCAGUUAUGCCGAGUGGAUCAAGGAUAAAUGUGACACUUGAAGGAGCAUUUCUGCCGGAAGUACUUGAACAGCAUCAAAGGCGACAAACUUUAAUGACUCGAAGGAAGAACAGCGGGGAUGUUAUUGAGAAAGAAAAGGAAAAAGAUAAUUAUUUGAGAAUUUAUUUGCGUACAACCAUUAAGCAUCGACAAUUGACACAGCAUAGGAUAUAUGCCAUACAGAAUCCAUCUGAUUUUGAUUAUUCAAAUUCAACUCGAUUACCGAUAAUGUUCGAUAUUGGUGAGGAUAAUUUAGAUUUAUUGGAAGAAGAUCAGGAACAAAUUCAGCUUGUAAUCGAAAGUAAUUUUACAAAGACACCACUGGAAAUGAAACAAGAAAUGCCGUUAAUAUUCAGUUACGAUAUUAAUCCAAUUAAUAAACAAAUUGGAGUAAUUUUUGCCGCAUUCGUUCUCAUAUUUCUCUACGCAUUAAUUAUUUGGGAAGUUGUUCAUAGGACAUUUGCAGCAAUGAUAGCUAGUACAUUAUCAAUUGCUCUUCUUGCCGCACUCAAUGAUCGUCCUACACAUCAGGAAAUAAUCGGAUGGAUUGACGUUGAGACGAUAUUACUUUUAUUCUCCAUGAUGAUACUUGUUGCCAUUCUAACCGAAACAGGUGUUUUUGAUCAUCUUGCAGUUUAUGCAUACAAGAUAACAAAUGGAAAGAUUUGGCCAUUAAUUCAUUGCUUAUGUAUCAUAACAUGUCUAAUUUCGAUGCUGUUGGACAAUGUCACAACUGUUUUGUUAAUGGCACCAAUAACAAUCACAUUGUGUGAGGAUUUGGACUUAAAUCCCGUGCCAGUUUUGAUGGCAAUUGUCGUUCAUGCAAAUAUUGGAGGUACAACGACACCUGUUGGUGACCCACCGAAUAUUAUAGUAGACAUCGAAUCCAACCAUCCUUGAAAGUGGUGUAACGUUUAUAAGCUUCACUCUCCACAUGCUGAUCGGCGUCAUUAUUCUUACCAUCACGACAAAUCUUCAUCUUCGUCUCAAUUAUAAAGAUAUUAAUACAUUAUUUAUUCACGAACCGAAGGAAAUAAAAGUUUUAAAACGUAAUAUUGUCGUUUGGGAGCGUACGGCUGCAUCAAUAUCGCCAUUCUCAAAGGACGCAAAUAUGGUUCGAGAGACCCUCAUUAAGAAGGUUAAAAUUCUAAAGCAUGAGUUGAAGAAGAAAAUGGCAAAAGGUGGAAUAGGUGUGGCAAGAUAUAAAUCAACCUUGGAGGAUAUGGAGAAGGCAUAUCCACUCAGAAAGAAAGGUUUAUUAAUUAAGUCUGGUGUCGCAUUGGCCUUCAUCAUAGUACUUUUUAUGGUUGAGUCGUUCCCACAAAUCCAUCGAUUAUCUCUUGGAUGGUCAGCACUACUUGGAGUUACUCUUCUUCUUAUUAUAAGUAAUCGUGAUGAUAUGGACGCCAUUUUACAUCGUGUGGAAUUCUCAACACUAUUAUUCUUUGCCGCAAUGUUUGUUCUUAUGGAAGCUGUAGAGCGUAUGGGAUUUAUUACGUGGAUUGGAUCUGGAUGUGAAGAUAUUAUCAAAUCCGUAUCUAAAGAAUAUCGUUUAGCUGUAGCUAUUAUUAUCAUUUUGUGGGUUUCUGCAAUAACAUCAGCUUUCGUUGAUUCCAUACCCGUAACUCAAAUGAUGGUAAAAAUUGUAAUCUCGUUGGCAGCGAGAAUAAAUCUACCAUUGCAACCACUCGUGUGGGCUUUAGCCUUUGGUCCGUCUUUAGGUGGAAAUGGAACUGUUGUUGGAGCUUCGGCAAACGUUAUAUGUGCUGGUAUAGCUGAACAGCAUGGAUACAAAAUGAAUUUCAUGGAAUUUUUCAAAUUCGGUUUUCCAUUAAUGAUUGGAAGCAUUGUCAUAACGACAGGAUAUCUACUAUUUGCUCAUUGUUUAUUUACUUGGCAUUAA
Messenger RNA from Chironomus riparius, 2632 nucleotides. The record is from the annotation of a GenBank genome assembly. NCBI's taxonomy places the organism in Eukaryota, Metazoa, Arthropoda, Insecta, Diptera, Chironomidae.